Molecule: messenger RNA, 6386 nt
Organism: Globicephala melas (long-finned pilot whale)
Lineage: Eukaryota; Metazoa; Chordata; Mammalia; Artiodactyla; Delphinidae
Gene: RGS8
Product: regulator of G protein signaling 8
Source: RefSeq, a predicted model, not a curated record
GAUCUUUAUCCUCCCUGCUCCCUGAGCAGCAGCCAGCCUUCAGCCGGCAGCAGAGCUUAUGAGAAGAGGCCCCCUGGACCCUUGAUGUUCAGCGUACUGGUGGCGGGAAAGAGUUAAUACCUCUGGCUUCGUUGCCCCCUGGGCAGCCUCUGGGUGCAGAGGAGGGCAGCUCUGGGCUGUGGGGACUUCCCCCUGAGCUGCUGAGCUACGGCCAGAGGAGCAGGGAAGCACUUAGUGAGGCUGAAGACGAAAGUGCGGGAGGAGUGCCAGGCGAGCUCUGCUCAGGGGCACCUCCUGUAUCCUGCCAAUGAGGAUGGGCGUGCAGACUGUGCCUGGGAGCUGAGCCGCCGCCCGCUGGGUGUAGGCUGCUUCAGUAUUUACCGAAUGUGACAAGCAGAGAGAAGAGCUUUCGGUGGGGCCGCUUGCUGCCCGGCUCAAGUGGUGGGAGGUGUGCUGUGCACGUAUGCAAUGUGAAUAUGUGUGUUUGUGUGCGUGUGUGUGUGCGUGUGCAAGUGUGCCUCUGUGUUCAUGCACACAUGCCCUUCACCCGCCAAGGAUUUGAUUGCUAAGAGAAAGAUCUACUCUUUCCCCAGAGCUCCUUACCCGCAACCUUUCUGACUAUCCCGUUGGCAAAGACCCGCAGGCCAUGAGGACUGGUCAAAGACGCCUGUGCCUGUGAUCCCCGCAAAGGAGCAAACCUGAGUGGUGACAGUGCGUGACAAGCCUCCCUUGGAGUUCUUCCAACCUUCCUCCCGCUCACGCCCUCCCCAGGCACCGGCACUCCCACCUCUGGGACACGUUCCCUUGGAGGGAGGUGAGAGGACGUGAAAGGGUAAAUCCCUGUGCCCCGCAGUCUUAUCUCCCGCCCUGACGUCCCUGCACACCAGCCAGAGGGUUAACCGUAAGCGGGUGCCUGUAUGGCCGCUUUACUGAUGCCACGCAGGAACAAAGGGAUGAGGACUCGACUGGGAUGCCUGUCUCACAAGUCCGACUCGUGUAGUGAUUUCACAGCUAUUCUUCCCGACAAACCUAACCGUGCUCUAAAGAGACUAUCCACGGAAGAAGCUACGAGGUGGGCAGAUUCCUUUGAUGUGCUUCUCUCCCAUAAGUAUGGGGUGGCUGCGUUCCGCGCCUUCCUGAAGACGGAGUUCAGUGAAGAGAACCUGGAGUUCUGGUUGGCCUGUGAGGAGUUCAAGAAGACCAGGUCAACUGCAAAACUUGUCUCCAAGGCCCAUAGGAUCUUUGAAGAGUUUGUGGAUGUGCAGGCUCCGCGGGAGGUAAACAUAGACUUCCAGACCCGAGAAGCCACAAGGAAGAACAUGCAGGAACCGUCCCUGACUUGCUUUGACCAAGCCCAGGGAAAAGUACACAGUCUCAUGGAGAAAGACUCUUACCCCCGGUUCCUGAGGUCCAAAAUGUACUUAGAUUUGCUGUCCCAGAGCCAGAGGCGGCUCAGUUAGACCUCAGAUGGGGACUCUUGGAGAUCACCGGCUUUCCCCUCCCCUUGCUGCCAAGACCAUAUUCUAAUGUGAAAUGUCAUAGGUGUUCAAAAGCAGUGGCCUUUAGGUUGGGAGCCCGGGAGUGAGGAAGGGAUGAAGGGCCAUUCCAAAGUAUGAUCCAGCCACCAGAGCUCGGACUCUAUUCCAUUAACCCAUAUUUGUGUUUUGGUUAGUGGUAGCACCUUGUCGCUGUCACCCUUCUCUGGGUCGGCAACUUGCCCUCCAUAAUGCCUUGGGUCAUCUCCACUGAGAAGGCAGAUAUGCCAUGCUGGGCUAAUCUGUAAAUAAUGCAAAUGCAAUUUCCACCACUUCCACACCCUCCUCAGUUAGGACUCUCGACUCUCUUAACUUGUCCUAUACUCUUAUGAGGAAGAGCUAGAAGACUCUGGCUUACGUCUGUGAUUUGCCAUCACAAUGUAAUAGCCGGUCCCGCGUGCUGGGACCUCACGGUUUAGGAGAGAGGUCUCAGUGGAAUCCCAGGUUUCUACCACUGUCACUGAUAGGUGGCCUCUGAGAGAAGGGGCACACUCCAUGGAGUUGGCUGUUUCUUCCAUUUGCAUAAGACCAGUGUCACUGUCCAUCUCAGCCUAGGAGAUUCACAAGACUCCCAUACCCUUGCCAUUCCAGAAAGGGUCUUGGGAGAUGUCCUUCACCACUUCCGAUGUGGAACUGCUAUUGAGAAAGAGACAGCUUGCAAGUCUUCCUCAGUUCUACCAAGAAGUUUUCCCGAAGUUGAAUGAGCAGGGAAUGUAGCACCAGUAGAUUUUUGUGCAGUGGGCCACCAUAUAACCUCUCUGUUGCUUAACGUAUUCUCUGCCCUCACCUCCCUGUGGUAUCACACAUCACUGAUCUCUUAGAACGAUGGAUGGCUUGGUAAAGGGAGGUGAAUUCCCUUAGCAUGGACAGCUCUCACAGUGCCUAAUACUUCUCCUGUCUCUCCCUCUUCCCCCCUUCAUGCAGGUCAUGUAAUUCCGAUGGGGGAGAAUGGGAACUUAGGCUGUAAUUCUCUUUCCAGCUUGCUUCCUGGGAGCAUGCUUUUUUAGAAAGGUUCCUCUCGUGAGGGCCAUCUUGGCUGACCAACAGCUUCCUUCUUGACUUUUUGGGAUUGAACGUGGAACAGGAGGUGAGGCUAAGAAGAUCACUGUGAACAUCUGGUUGUAGAGAACCUUCCUAAGACGUCUUCAUGGUAUCCCGGUGCUGCUUUUGGAAAUACAUCAGGAAACUUUUCCCUGGAAGAUGAGCAAGACACAGGAAACUUACUCCAGCUGCCCGGGAAAAAGCUGACUUUGGCCCAAGACUGCAGUGCCGAGGAGAUGAAUCCUCAGCAGAGAGACCAGAAUGUGGAAGAGGAGCCUGGGGGAGGCUGGUCCCUGGGUGGACUGAAUCACAGAGAACGUGCUGGAGGUACUAUUGGGGUAACUCACAGCCGAUGGAUUUGGAUUCACUGCAGAUCUCCAAAACUUUCAGCUUGACUAAAUGAAACAGCACAUGAUUAGGUGUAAGCUCUGGAAUGCAGGUGAUUGACAAUUGGGCUGAAGCAGGCUCCUCGUGCAGCGGGGAUGAGCCGUUUUAGAUGUGCGGGUGUUCCAGUGCUUGCAUUUCUGUCCAGUAACUUUAUGAAUCUCUUCCUUCCUUGGCUGCAGCUAGACAAAGCCAAGAAGGCUCUUGAGUCCCGCGGGCUGUUAGGGUCCGCUGCCCCGCCGUGUAUCUGUGAGUAUCUGUUAGUGAGAGCUGACAUGUCUGUACGAACCAUCGAGGAGAGAGAGAACACAGGCCUCCUGAAGAGACCUGUGGAAUUUCACGUUCAAGAACUCUGCAGCCUCGUGUGGGUGUUCCUAGUUAGAUCAGAUAGUAUUCCCCCGCCCCCACUGGUGAAAAACCAUCCUUAGUUUAAGCUGCUAGAAUUAUUUUAAUGAUCAAAUUCCGGAACAGGGUAUUUUCAAUGUUGUUUACAUAUGAAAUGUACGUCUGCUGCCAACUCUACUGUCCACUAGGAGGUGCCUAUAAAUGGGAACAGCACAGAGUUAUGGAGGCCUGAAACGUCCUAAGAGGGGCCUUUUUACCACUUCCACUGUCCCCAGGAGAAAAGUCUGAACAAGAGUGUUUUGCGGUCGCCUUCUCUGGGGCCUAGAGUUCUUGCCAACUAUUGGUGGAACGAAGGAUGCAGAUGGUGGUGUCAUGGCACCUGGUGACUUCCUCCCACGAUGGGGAGGUGUGAAGGAUCCAGCUUGGGUAUCCUGAGAUUUGCCGCUAAGUGAGCGUCUGUGGGCGUAUGUUCGUGUGUAGAGGAACGUGAUAGUUAUGUUUAUGGUACUCCCGUGGAGUGUGUGUGUGUGUGUGUGUGUGUGUGUGAGACAGAAAGAAUUAUGAGCACUAGACUAGUACACCACAGAGAUGGUCUUCCCACUGGGGGAGCUUUUCUCACACCCUUUAUGUCCUGCUUCCACCAGGAGGCACAGAGCUCUCUGCUCUGAUGAUACUUUCAGGCACUUUGGUCAUGCCAACCGAGAUUUUGGUCUGUGACGAAACAAACAGAUAUGUUUACAACAUCUAGAGCAAUAUCUAAGCAUACCUCAUCCCUGACCUUCCACAUCGCCCUGCCCCGCCCUCUCCCUCAGCCUCUCCACAAGCCGUACUCCGCCUCGUUUGGUGGGCACCCACAGUGGCCGCUUCUCCACGUCUUCCUGGGUUCCUCACGCCGGGCUUGUGCUCUGGACUGCCUUCAGGGCACAAGGCUUGCUCUGUGCUUGGGACCUUUAAAGGCUCAAGGCAAGCCAUGCAGUAGGCCGGGCAGAGCUGUGACUUUUAGGAUUGCUCUCCAUCCCUGAGUGGCCUUUCAGCCCCACAUGAGUAUUAACCCGUUUGGGGGCUGGUGUGAGAUUUCCUGUUGCCCUUGGCAAGCCAAAUAGAACACGAUCAGUAAGGACCCUUCAUAGCCCUGGGCACUUCUGGGGUGAGGAAUGUUCCCUGAGCAGCGUUUAUUAUGAAAGUUGAGGAUGUGCAGGGAUCACCCGGAAAGCCUGUUAUAAGUGCUAAUUUCCAGGUUCCACACCCAGAGACGCUGAUCUAAUAGAUCUGGGGUGGGAUGCAGAAGUCUGCAUUUUAAAUAAGCUCCCAGGUGUGUAGUGGCCUGUGGACCAGACUUUGAAAAAAAGAUGGUCUAAGACAGUGGUCUAAGACAGAGGCUCUCACCCUUGGUUGUUCAAUGGAAUCACCUGGGGAGUUAAAGAAACCCGAAUGUCUGGGUCCCGCCCCAGAGCAUCUUGGGGUUGGAACUCAAGGCAUCAGUUUUUUAACUACUCCACAGGUGGGUCCAAUGUAUAGGUGAGGUUGGGAUGCUGGGCCUGAGGAGUGAGGAACACAGCUAAGGGUAAAACACAGCUGUGUGAGCUGAGAGGGCUGGAGCACACCCAGACACAAACAAGCACAAUAACCAGGAACCUGCCAGCCCUGAAUUUGACUCUUAGGGUGGUUGCCUCUAUGCCCUCUCUGACUUUUGAGAUAAAAAUGUUUCUGCCCCAGCUGAAUGCGUUGUCAGGCAGUGGGUCCGCCAACAGUGGGGGCUGAAGGGGUCCUUGGGGCUUUCCUCGCCUGCCGGGUCUUGUUCACAGGGCUUCCUCCAAUCUCUCCUCCUAGGCUGCUUCGCUGUUUGUUUUCAUGUGCUCUCGUGCUUGGUCAUUCCGUGUUAGGCCGUGCCUCUGUACCCAAGGCCACGCGACAUGGUAGCUGGACUCAGGUAGUGGGUGAGGGGUGUGUAGUAGUAAUAAUAGCGGUAGCACAACAACUUCAAAUUUCUCAAGGGACGGUGUUUUACCCUCAGAAUAGCAAGCUCUUUGAGGCUUUCUUCUCCAGGGCCACCACGGGGUUUUGGGUGCUGCCCUAAGCCCUCACCAUUCCCUUUGGUGUUAGGCUGGAUGGGCAGCUAGAAGGUUCGAGUUGAUUUUACGCUCUGGUGCUCUCCGCAGAACUGGCUGCUCUGGAUUAACCAAAGCUGUGAAAUGGCUCUCUGCUCAGGCUGCAGGCCCAGCCUCUGGGUGCAGGCCCUGGGCGCCUGUCCUCAGCAGGGCCGGGUGUCUGGGCGCUCCAGGCCCUGGGCUGUGAGGGAAAGGCAUGAACUCACUGUGCGGAGAGCCGGGCUGGGAAUGGGGAAGACUGAAGAGGAAGGAGCAGGGGGGAAAGACACGCAGCUCCCGUGGCAUCUGCUUCUCCAUAAACCAGAAGGGAGAGGUGAUGAGUGGUGAGUUCAGAGGCAGGAUCGUCUCCCAUCAACAAGAGCACCCAGAGCUCUCCUGACCCUGUCAGUGCCCACUUCCAAGCAAGGCAGACGAAUUACAAUUUUCCAUCCGAGGCUGUCCUUCAGUCUGCCAAGUGUCAGCCCUCUUCAAAUCGGCAUCCUCCGUUUUAGAAGCAAAGGAGGUGGCAAAGUCCCCCCUGGCGUGGGGAGCCUGUGCCACUUGGCAUGAGACUGUGAAGGAAGAAGCCAAGAGCAGAGAUGUCUUCCUGUCCCUGUGACCUCUUGGGAUUCACAAGAUGCUGUGGACCAAGAUGAGAGAUGGCAGGAUGGGGCCACUGGCCUUCCCUGGUGUGGGGUCCUGGUCUUCUCAAUAAACAGUUCUCUUCUUGAUUCUUCCUCCCUUCCGCCCCUCUGCUCCCUCCCCUCUGCCAGGUACAGAGAAGGCGGCUGGGCUGAUGUGCCCUCCAGGCGUGGUAGCACUCACCGAGUCACACGUGGCGGCACAGAUCUGUAGCAGCUCAUCUGCUGUAGAAACGCUUGGCUGAUGGAGUCCUCAUUGAGUUGUUUCAUUACCAUGCAAAGUGGAAUAAUGUCACUCACCUCUACUAUAAACAAGGCUGUGAGGACAUAAUAAACAGAACCUGAACACGCUG